AUGCCACGUUUUCGCGAACUCUUCAGGUCUUCCAAGAAACGCGACAUGGAGGACGUGCCACGAGAACCGGAGGAGUCCAAGGAGUCCGUGAGAGAAAGGCUUGGCGAUUUCCUGGAGGAAGGGCUGGCGAAGACCAAAUCCAAACUGCACGAGGCGUUGGGCCUGGGCCAGACGCCGAGUGUCAUUCCCGACGGCGACGUCGACUUUUGCGGCGAGCCACGCGAGGUCGAGGUGGGAUGGCACCCUGUCGCCGGGCUCGCGGGCAAGUGGUUCGCGGAGCAGACUGGUCUUGGCAAGAUGAUCACCGAGGGGAUCAGCAAGUUCCCGGACCCGACCCAGCACUGGGCCGUCCUCGUCGGCGAUUACUGCCACCAGCUCUGGAUGGACGAAAACUUGAACGUCAUCUACAUCAACGGGAAGAUCAACAGGGAUGAGUGGCACACGUAUGAGGUCGGCAAGACACGUUUCAACGACCAAGCUCUGGGCAAGGCGGGUGACAUGACCAUUCUCAACAUGAGGGGACAGAGGCCAGCAUACAACCUCAUUGACAACAACUGUCAGACCUUCGCCCUGAAGCUCCUAGAUGCCAUCUCCGUUGGCAAACACAGAGAAUUUGCCACAAGCUACGAGGUCUACCAGAGAGCGAUUGGCAAAGGUGCCAUCAAAGAUCUCUUCGUCGAGGAUCACCCGGAUGAUCAUCCGGAGGAACGGCCUGACACGCCGCCUGAGGGCACGGUGAAUCUGGCGCAACAUGUCAUGGACGACAAGACGACACAGCUGGACAGUCACGAAACCGCUCGACAAUGA
Anthostomella pinea is the source of this 807-nucleotide messenger RNA. The record is from the annotation of a GenBank genome assembly. NCBI's taxonomy places the organism in Eukaryota, Fungi, Ascomycota, Sordariomycetes, Xylariales, Xylariaceae.